AUGAAAUUCCUUCGAGUCAGCAAUGAUCGGGAAUUUGAGCCGCCAGACUUCUCAUUUCAGGAACAUGGAAUGGACCUACGACUAGAUGAUCCAUCAGGAGUCUCAAGCCGGGAUAGAAGAAAUUCGCAAUACUCAGUUACGGAUUCCCUAUUGUCUACUGCAAAUCAACCAGAAUCUUGGCAGCAAGUGAGCAGCCUUUCGGGUUCCUCAACAGCACAAAGUACAAAUUUGAACCUUCCCGCACAACCUUCACAGAAUACCAUCCCAUCAAUGACAAAUCUGCCGAUAGAUACUGUAAUCUGGAAGAUUAAUUGGCAACAACCAACUUUUAUGUGCUCGAUGCUACUUUGUGGUCUGAUUCUGGCAAUUGGACAUCAUGUUUACUACAAUUCAUUAAGUGGGUCGCCGGCGGGGGAUGCCGCAAGGCAAGCUUGGUCAAUUCGAUUCGGGACAGCCUUCGCAUUUCUCGUCGUCGCAUGUUUCAAAGCUAUUACUGUCUCCGCGCUGGGACAGUAUCUUUGGAGCGUUGUAAGGUCGAAAGAUCUCAAAAUUAGUGAUCUCGAUAAGUUGUACGCACUCACAAGUAAUCCGAUUAGCAUGUUCAGUGUUUCAGUUAUCAAGAAUGCUUCCCUGGCAGCUUUAAUUGGCACAAUUUUCUGGACCAUGGAUUUCGUUAGUUUUGCUCCCGCAGCUACGCUCUCUGUCGUUCCAGUCAAUAUCAUUAUUCAGGUGCCAAUUCCAGUAUUGAAUAGAACCAAAUUUUUCUCGAAUGUGGGUGCGAUUGAAGGUUUCAGUAUCUCAGAGAGAAUUGCAGAAAAAUCAGCAUCUCUGGUUGAUGUGGUACCUCUAGAUUUUUCGAUCGCGCCUCAAAUCUGGUCCUAUGAUAUGCAGUUCUUUGGUCUCACGCUCAAGUGCAGAGAAGCUAAGAGUACUGAGCAAGCUAUUUUCGAUCAACUAGCGCAUGAUAGGGAAAAAUCCCAAUCAGGGUUAUUGUCUCUCAAAUCAAUGACUCGAUUUGGAACAACUCAGUGUCUGAGUCGGGACCAAGAUCACAAAACCUUCUCUUCUAUUUUUCACCUUGGCAAAAUUACCAAAUGUCAUGGAAACUCAACUGGUUAUCACAUUUUCGUACAAAGUUCAGCGUCAAGCAUUGUAUGUACAGCCAUGAAUGCCUCUAUUGCUAUUACAAUCGCUUCUGCCUACGGCAACCAAGAAAUCACGCAACACAACACCCAGUACCUAAACGAGAUACCUCGGUGUGAGGAUGGAAUACCCAGCUGUUUGGCGGAUUAUUAUCAAUUUUCCAAUUUUGCGAGAUUGUUGCAAGGAAAUAUCUCAUUACAUAGUGAAAUGGCAGGCACCAAUCGCAUGGUUUGGAUCCCUUAUUUUAUCGACAAUCCUCUCCUCCGUCUAUUUACUGCAUGCGACGACAUACAGGCUUCACCAUUCGAGUCCCUGCUCCCUCCAAGUGACUAUUAUACAACGAUCUUUGAGGAAUACUUUCCAAUCGAGCCAUGGCAGUGUCGCAAUCGAAGCUUCAUGAGAGCAAUCGAGGAUCUUUCCAUCAAUAUCACCAUAGGUUAUCUUGGUUCUCCCAAUCUCACUAGUAGCAGCACAGAAUAUGCAAAUAUCACCACCUCAGACACUAGGAAUGUCUACGUCUAUCAUCCUCUGUACCUCGUUCUUUCCUAUAGUAUCGGGUUCUUUCUGGCAAGCCUUUGUGGUGCAAUUGGUCUUCACUCAAUGCAUGUUAAUGGCGUUUCGCAUUCAAACUCCUUCUCCGCCAUCAUGCUUACAACAAGGAAUCCAGACUUAGACAUCUUGGCAAGAGGGAAGUCUUUGGGAUCUGAUCCAUUGUCUAAAAUUAUCAAAAACACAAAAUUAAGGUUUGGACCGUUGGUAUCACAACAUGGUCCCGAGAAGAGAGAAUCUGAUGAUUCUCCUCGGCACGUUGCAUUCGGGCUUGAGGGAAGUGUUGACGAAUUGAAGAAAGGUGGAAAGUACAUAUGA
Messenger RNA from Botrytis fragariae, 2010 nucleotides. RefSeq lists its product as uncharacterized. The coding region runs from base 1 to 2010 and encodes 669 amino acids. The transcript has 4 exons. Lineage: Eukaryota; Fungi; Ascomycota; Leotiomycetes; Helotiales; Sclerotiniaceae. The record is from RefSeq and is a predicted model, not a curated record.